UGGCUCUGGAGCCACCAGCAGAACCUCUUCAAUAUCUUGCAUGUUACAGAUUUCACUGCUCCCACCAGCUUGGAGACAACAUGUGGUUCUUGACAACUCUGCUCCUUUGGGUUCCAGUUGACGGGCAAGUGGUAGACACCACAAAGGCAGUGAUCACUUUGCAGCCUCCAUGGGUCAGCGUGUUCCAAGAGGAAACCGUAACCUUGCACUGUGAGGUGCUCCAUCUGCCUGGGAGCAGCUCCACACAGUGGUUUCUCAAUGGCACAGCCACUCAGACCUCGACCCCCAGCUACAGAAUCACCUCUGCCAGUGUCAAUGACAGUGGUGAAUACAGGUGCCAGAGAGGUCUCUCAGGGCGAAGUGACCCCAUACAGCUGGAAAUCCACAGAGGCUGGCUACUGCUGCAGGUCUCCAGCAGAGUCUUCACGGAAGGAGAACCUCUGGCCUUGAGGUGUCAUGCGUGGAAGGAUAAGCCGGUGUACAAUGUGCUUUACUAUCGAAAUGGCAAAGCCUUUAAGUUUUUCCACUGGAAUUCUAACCUCACCAUUCUGAAAACCAACAUAAGUCACAAUGGCACCUACCAUUGCUCAGGCAUGGGAAAGCAUCACUACACAUCAGCAGGAAUAUCUGUCACUGUGAAAGAGCUAUUUCCAGCUCCAGUGCUGAAUGCAUCUGUGACAUCCCCACUCCUGGAGGGGAAUCUGGUCACCCUGAGCUGUGAAACAAAGUUGCUCUUGCAGAGGCCUGGUUUGCAGCUUUACUUCUCCUUCUACAUGGGCAGCAAGACCCUGCGAGGCAGGAACACAUCCUCUGAAUACCAAAUACUAACUGCUAGAAGAGAAGACUCUGGGUUAUACUGGUGCGAGGCUGCCACAGAGGAUGGAAAUGUCCUUAAGCGCAGCCCUGAGUUGGAGCUUCAAGUGCUUGGCCUCCAGUUACCAACUCCUGUCUGGUUUCAUGUCCUUUUCUAUCUGGCAGUGGGAAUAAUGUUUUUAGUGAACACUGUUCUCUGGGUGACAAUACGUAAAGAACUGAAAAGAAAGAAAAAGUGGAAUUUAGAAAUCUCUUUGGAUUCUGGUCAUGAGAAGAAGGUAAUUUCCAGCCUUCAAGAAGACAGACAUUUAGAAGAAGAGCUGAAAUGUCAGGAACAAAAAGAACAGCUGCAGGAAGGGAUGCACCGGAAGGAGCCCCAGGGGGCCACGUAGCAGCGGCUCAGUGGGUGGCCAUCGAUCUGGACCGUCCCCUGCCCACUUGCUCCCCGUGAGCACUGCGUACAAACAUCCAAAAGUUCAACAACACCAGAACUGUGUGUCUCAUGGUAUAUAACUCUUAAAGCAAAUAAAUGAACUGACUUCAACUGGGA
Molecule: messenger RNA, 1363 nt
Organism: Pan troglodytes (chimpanzee)
Lineage: Eukaryota; Metazoa; Chordata; Mammalia; Primates; Hominidae
Gene: FCGR1A
Product: Fc gamma receptor Ia
Exons: 6
Coding region: 81-1205 (374 amino acids)
Biological process (GO): antibody-dependent cellular cytotoxicity; positive regulation of tumor necrosis factor production; cell surface receptor signaling pathway
Cellular component (GO): external side of plasma membrane
Molecular function (GO): IgG receptor activity; IgG binding
Source: RefSeq, a predicted model, not a curated record